AUGGGUUGCACCCCGAGCAUGCUACUUGACCACAAAAGCCGUCGCCGGGACAGCACCGGCUCCCAAGAAGCUGCCUUGGGCAAGGUUGCACCGACUCCAGUCUGCAACAAAGCUAUUCCAGCAGCCAAAGCUCCGAGGGCUUCUGUGGAAUCUGAUGGGUUCAGUAUCCAGCUCUCUAGUAAGAAAGAUAGCUAUGUCUCGCAGAUGGGGAACAACUUUGCAACGCAGCUUCAUAUAAAAAGGAUAUCUGGUAGGCUGAUCACCCCCACGCCCAGUCUCGGCGACGUCCCCGAUGGCUUCAUGCGCUAA
Messenger RNA from Arctia plantaginis, 309 nucleotides. Lineage: Eukaryota; Metazoa; Arthropoda; Insecta; Lepidoptera; Erebidae. The record is from the annotation of a GenBank genome assembly.